Messenger RNA from Stegostoma tigrinum, 6300 nucleotides. RefSeq names its product latent transforming growth factor beta binding protein 1 (gene ltbp1). The transcript has 33 exons. Gene Ontology annotation, molecular function: calcium ion binding. The record is from RefSeq and is a predicted model, not a curated record. The coding region runs from base 416 to 5350 and encodes 1644 amino acids. Lineage: Eukaryota; Metazoa; Chordata; Chondrichthyes; Orectolobiformes; Stegostomatidae.
GUAGGACUGUGACUCGAAACUCCCUCCCCUUCCCCCCCCAAAAAAACUUUUUAAAGACUUUCAAUCUGUUCAAACUAAGAUAUUUUACAACCAUCGCGAUACCAUCUAACAUCUGCUCCAGAGUGUGUGUGUGAGUGUGUGUGUGAGUGAAUGUGUUUCUCUUAUUUAUUUGUGCUGUUUCCCUUUCAGCUAUAUUUUUCCUAAUUUGUAAAAUUAUCUGUUGCUGGAGACAUCUGGCAAUCAGCGAUUUUGUUUUGUUCUAUAUAUAAAGAUAAUAUAUAUUUAUAUAUAUAACAAGCCGCCUUUAGAAAUCCACCGAGAGAAGGGGGCCAGUUUACUCUUAAAAGGCACUGCAGAGGAAAUACGAUUUGACUGGAGCGGAGUCCUUUUUCUUAAGGAACAAGCUUUUAUCAACAUGGAGUGGGUGAGGUACAGCGUUUUGCUGUGGCUGCUCUCGGUCUUUCAGCCGCACCAAGUCUGUCCUGAGAAGAGGACUCUCAGGAGGAUCACUUACGUGCUUCACUCGGGCAAGCGUCACCCGGCGAGCGGCCGGGCUGGGGUGUCUGCUCUCAGCACCAGGCACGCCGCUUCCUCCUCUAACACAGCCAGGGCUCAGGGCUCGGCUCCAGUACUGGAGGUGAAAACCACUUACAGGAGGAGCUCGCCUCAGGUCAGGACCCGGCGGAUGGGCAAGGCGAGCCCGCAAGUCCAGCAGCACCAGCAGCAGAUCGCUCAGUUCCAUCCACACCAGUACUACCAGCAGCAGUCCAUUAGACACCCUGUGCACUACCAAAAACAACAGCUUAACGGAGUUAAUGUUUGUGGCGGUCAGUGCUGUCAUGGAUGGGCCCAAGCUCCUGGCUCUCAAAGAUGCACCAAGCCGAAUUGUUCUCCAAAGUGCCAAAAUGGAGGGAUGUGCCUACGGCCCCAGCUCUGUGUGUGUAAACCAGGCACCAAAGGCAGAUCCUGUGAGGAGACGACAUCCAGCACGCAUCCCACAAACAAUCAGGACACUGUGGCGCAGGGGCAGCCCAUUCCACAACAGGUGCCCCAGCAGACCGUGACCCAGAGGUUGGUGCAACCUCCUCAGAAGAUCAAUUCACUGGGCCACAUGUCUCUGACUGUCAAACAGAAACCUUCCAUGAUGGUGCCCCAGCAGUCUCACAUGGUGCCUCUUCCGUCUCAACCACUGAUGAUGCUUGUCCAACGUGGCCAAUCUCAACAGUUCACAUUUAAACCCAAAUAUUACAGCCAGAAGUUUUAUCCUGGAGGACAGGCUGCAGAAAGUUCGCUGCCUCAAACUUCGUCUGGGAACUCGUUCCAAGUUGGAAACCACACGGGUCGCAUCAAGGUGGUGUUCACCCCCACCAUCUGCAAAGUGACCUGCAUAAAAGGCAAGUGCCACAAUAACUGCCAACAGGGGAACACCACGACCCUCAUCAGCGAGAAUGGCCAUGCUGCAGAUACUCUGACAGCGCAGAACUUUCGUGUGGUGGUCUGCCACUUGCCCUGCAUGAAUGGAGGACAGUGCACUUCCAGGAACAAAUGCCAGUGCUCUCCUCAUUUUACCGGCAAGCUCUGCCAUAUCCCGGUGCAGCCUUCCAAUGGCCAGCGGCAUCACCAGCAGCCUGGCAACGCUCCAACCUCAUCGGUAGUUCAUUCGACACACACCCUGCCUCUGUCAGUUGGUGGGAAGCCAGGCCUACAGAUGAAGUUCCCUCCAAACAUAGUCAAUAUCCAUGUUAAACACCCACCAGAGGCAAAUGUGCAGAUCCACCAGGUCUCCAGAGUGGACAGCUCCUCCUUGGAACAGAAGGUCAAUGGUGUCAAGACGAGGCAGCAGCAGAUCACUUACCAUGCGUCAAGUCCUUCAGUCCCUCAUGUACCGAAUUCUGUCUACACUCACCAUCAGCAAGUUCGCACCCACCAUUUUCCCAGAACACACACCAAGUUAGGACGCUGCUUCCAGGAAACUACAGGCACACAGUGUGGGAAACCUCUUCCUGGCCUUUCAAAGCAAGAAGAUUGCUGUGGAACUGUGGGUACUUCUUGGGGUUUCCACAAAUGCCAGAAAUGUCCUAAGAAACCGUCUUUCCCUGUUCGAGGAAAUGGACAAGUGGUGGAGUGCCCCGUGGGUUACAAGCAGGUUAAUGCUACACAUUGUCAGGCUGAAAAUCUUUUAAUUGAAGAGAAAGGGCCCUGCUACCGGUUUGUCAGUGCAGGAAAGCAGUGCAUGCACCCUCUGUCUGUGCAGCUCAGCAAGCAGAUGUGCUGUUGCAGCGUUGGCAAGGCCUGGGGCACAAACUGCGAGAAAUGUCCCAUUCUGGGAACAGCUGCCUUCAAGCAAAUCUGCCCCGGUGGAAUGGGCUACCAUGUUAGUCAAACCUUCAAGAAGGUUACUAUCAAGCCUGGGUCUGAGAGUAAAUUGCCGAAGCUUCCUGACUCUACCAUGAGUCACCCUGAGAUUAAACACUCUGAUCCAAUACCUACUCCAGCCAAGGUGCCACCAGAACAACAGCCCUUAGAAGCUUUCCCAUCAACUGAGACUCAACAGCCCGCGGUCUUAAUACCAGAAGUGGCCACCAGCACACCUGAACAGGAACUUGUAAAAGAUGAGCGCGUUGUGGAAUCUGGCCUGCCCCAGCUAUCGCCCAGCAUUACAACCAUCCAGAUAAACUCUGGCUUCCCUGAAGUGGUGGAAAAAACCUCUCCCCCGAACCCGGUCCACAUUGCUCCAGAUGUGUCUACUUCCAGUCUGACCCAUUUCAUUGCAUCUACUCAAGUCGCAGAAAUCGAUGAGUGCUCAGUUGAUCCUCGAAUCUGUGGACCUGGCCAAUGUAUCAAUCUACCAGAGGGAUACACGUGUAACUGUAAUCCUGGCUACCAGCUCAACACAGUGAAAACUGCUUGCAUUGAUGUAGAUGAAUGUGUCCAGGACCAGCGCCCGUGCUCCCACGGACACUGUAAGAACACAGUGGGAAGUUUCCGCUGCCUCUGUCACCAGGGGUUCACAUCAGACGGAGGAACAGAAUGCUCUGAUAUUGAUGAGUGCCUGAGACCCAAUAUCUGUGGAGAUGGCCAUUGCAUUAAUGUUGUAGGCUCCUACAGGUGCCGAUUCUGCGAUGCUGGAUAUAAAAUGAACAGAGGCCAGUGUGAAGACAUUGACGAAUGCCAGGAUUCCAACAAAUGUCCGUCUGGAAGAUGCAUUAACAAUCCUGGCUCUUACGAGUGUGAGUCUUGCCCAGAUGGAUACACAGGCAGAAAUGGCCAAUGCGUAGAUGUUGAUGAAUGCCUCAACAGAUCGACCUGUGCCAAUGGCAGAUGUUCAAACCUAGAGGGGGCCUACAUCUGUACCUGUAACCGAGGCUAUGAACCAUCUCCUGAUGGCAAACUGUGCAAAGAUGUGGAUGAGUGCCAAGAUGCAAUUCUGUGCACCAAUGGGCAAUGCACAAAUACAGAGGCCUCCUUCUACUGUGAAUGCAACGUGGGUUACCGUCUGACUGCUACAGGGGACCAGUGUGAAGACAUUGAUGAAUGCCAACAAAACGUGGAUACUUGCCAAGGAGGUGUGUGCACCAACAAUGCUGGCUCCUUUACAUGCACAUGUCCAGGUGGCUUCCAGCUGGUGGAUGGUGUUCGGUGCCAAGAUGUUGAUGAAUGUGCAGAUGGCACCAAAUGCCGUGAUGGAUCUUGUGUCAACACCGAAGGCUCCUAUAGGUGUGAGUGUGCCAGAGGAUAUCGCCUGAACCCGCUCAGUGAAACAUGCGUUGAUGUUGACGAAUGUGCAAACAGCACAGUGUGCGGCAGCCAUGGAUUCUGUGAAAACACAGCUGGGUCCUUCCGCUGUCUCUGUGACCGGGGCUUCCAGGAUCUACUGGAGGGGCAAGGGUGUGUGGAUGUAAACGAAUGUGAAGCGAUCAGCGGGGUUUGUGGUGAAGCUAUCUGUGAGAACGUCGAUGGCUCAUUCCUUUGCAUCUGUCCGGAUGAUGUCCAGGAAUUUGACCCAAUGACCGGGGAGUGCCGCUCCCCUGAGCCUCCAGUGCUGGUGCAGGCGGAAGGGAAAAGGGAAUGCUACUACAAUCUGAAUGAUGCCCACUUCUGUGACAAUGUCCUGACUUCCAACGUCACCAAGCAAGAAUGUUGCUGCACCCUGGGAGCAGGCUGGGGUGAUAACUGUGAAGUGUUCCCGUGUCCGAUGUUUGGCACUCCUGAAUUUGCUGCCAUGUGCCCUGAGGGUAAGGGCUUCAUUCCUAAUGGAGACUCGGCCUAUGGAAUCAGUGGGCACAACUACAAAGAUGCUGAUGAAUGCGUUUUAUUUGGACAAGAGAUCUGUAAGAAUGGCUUUUGCCUGAACACACAGCCUGGCUACGAAUGUUACUGUAGACAAGGCUUCUAUUAUGAUCCAGUCAAACUGCAAUGUCUUGAUAUCGACGAAUGUCAGGAUAUAGCGAGUUGCGUAAAUGGGCAAUGCCUUAACACUGAGGGUUCGUACAACUGUUUCUGCACACUCCCAAUGGUCCUGGAUGCUUCGGGGAAACGCUGCACGCAGCCUUUAGAUUCCGAUGAUAUCGAUGAGUGCCAGGAUCCAUCAAAUUGCAUCGAUGGUCAAUGCAUUAACACUGAUGGCUCGUACAACUGUUUCUGCACAUACCCAAUGAUCCUCGACUCUUCAGGGAAACGUUGCGUUGAGCCUCCAGACACUAUUGAACAAACCACUGAAGAGGAUGUGUGCUGGCAGGCUGUGAGCAGUCAAAUUGUCUGUGGGUCGCCCCUGGUGGAUCGGAGGACUACCUAUACUGAGUGCUGCUGUAUGUAUGGAGAAGCCUGGGGUAUGGACUGUGCUCUUUGUCCCCGUCGAAACACAGAUGACUACGCACGGCUUUGUAACCUUCCCGUCCCCCCGAGACAGCAUGAGUACGGCCAGGAUGCUUUGAUGCCCCCUUACCAGCCUGACUACUCGGUCUCGGCCUCCGAGUACGACUCCCAGCAGGCCCUCCGUGGUAACCUGCCCUUCUUCGUAGACGCACGCUAUCCAUUUGACAGUUUCGAGGGACUGCAGGCUGAGGAAUGCGGUAUUCUGAAUGGCUGUGAGAAUGGGCGCUGUGUCAGAGUGCAGGAGGGCUACACAUGUGACUGCUAUGAUGGCUACCAGCUAGACAUAACCAAGCUGGAGUGUGUUGACGUGAAUGAAUGUAUCGAGCUCAAUGAUAAAAUGUCGCUUUGCCGGAACGCCAAAUGCAUCAAUACCGAUGGAUCGUACAAGUGUGUGUGUCUGCCAGGCUACGUUCCCUCAGAGCAGCCCAACUACUGCAUAACCACAGAGGCACAGAAAGAGUCAAAGUUGGAGUAAUUUGUGAAGAAGGUUCAUGUCACCCCUCCCCCUUCCCCUCCUCCCAACCCCACUACUGUACAAAUCCCACAUACGCUCUGCACCCCCUCCCCCUGCCACCACCAGAUCCCCCUCAAGAAGCAAUGUACAAGCACUCCGUCUACGCAGCACCCCCUUGUCAAUGAGUGUUUGCCAUCAGUCGCUGAUGCCAUUAAGGAAGGGGACGCCAAAUGGACAUAUCGUUUUUCUCAAGCUGGGGGGGAGGGUCACCCCAGUUCUACCAAUGAACAGAAAGACCAAACGGAUUCCAAAUGUGCUUCUUUUUGUAUGGAAAGGAAAGCCCUCUCAGUAAAGCGAGAAAGCACACCGCAUCUGCAGUCAUUCACACAAAAUAGCAUUUGUUAUUAUCACAAGGUUUACACUAGGUAUAACAGCGGUGAAAAUAUUUUGUAUUACUGUUAUAAGGCGUAUUUGAUAAAAUGCAGUAUGUGUUUAUACUGCUUUGACUUUAGAGUUUUAUGACAAAUGUAAAUUCUUUGAUAGCAACUUAUAGUCCGUUUGUAUGUUUUUUUUUAAAGAUCGUGCUAUUCUGUGUCUGGAACAUUGUUCAGUGACAGUUUUUACCUUGCUCAGUGUCUGCCCUGUGGAGCAGGCGUGUCGUUUCGAUAAGGUUUUUUUUAAAAAAAAGAAGUUUUAUACAACCGUAGAGGUGUGAAGUUCCUGGUUAUGUUCUCCACACAUUAUAUACUGCACUACAGCCACACAGUUCAAACUUGCCAGGUCGCAAAAGCUGCUACAGGACAGCCAGAAGAGACAUGAUGUGUACAGUUACACUGAAGAAAUAAAAGAACCAGAUUAUUGUAUUGUAAGUUGUAAAUUGAAACAAAAAGAACUCACAAGCAGAUAGCUCUUGUAUGAUCAUCUUAAAGCAUAUUAAAGCUGUAUUCUAAACCUCUGUAAAACCUAUAAAU